Messenger RNA from Caenorhabditis angaria, 874 nucleotides. Lineage: Eukaryota; Metazoa; Nematoda; Chromadorea; Rhabditida; Rhabditidae. The record is from the annotation of a GenBank genome assembly.
AUGAUUGAAGUUUGGGGUGAACCAAACACUAAUGGAGUUGGAAUCGAAGUUAAUGUAACGAACUGGACAGAUUGUAUGAUAUAUUGUUACGAAUUAGAGCAGUGUGUGGUGAGAAAUUCAUUAGUUAAAUAUCAACCAAUUAUUGAAAUGAAAUUCAGGCCGUUCUCGAUACAGAAUAUUGUACAACAUUCAUGUUUGGUAACAUUCAAAAUAUUACUUUCAAAUAUGGACAGAAAAUUGCCUUCAAAACAGUUUCUCGAACUCUGAUGAAUGUGAAGUUGUUCCGUCAUUCCCGAAAACAGUAAUUUUUCAAAUUUAUUUUACUUCAUCCUAAAUCAUAUUUUAGGUGAGUUUGAGCGAUGAUUUAUCUUUUGAAGUUUCAUCAACUGAUAACAAUUACGUGUUCAAAUAUUACGGUAAAAGUUGUGACGAAGGUUGGGCGAUGUUUAAUCGAUAUGGUAAUUAUUGGUGUAUGCAUGCAUUUGAUGAUAGUGUUGAUUGGUUGACUGCUCAAAAAUAUUGUCAAAGUAUGAAUGCAACAAUCAGUGGACUCGAGAGCAAUUCUGAACGUAUUUUUGUCUGGAAAACUAUUGUUCUCAAUUCAACACAAAUUAUGGUUGAUGGUAGAAUGAGAGAGGAGUGUGUAUUGCGAAUUGGAACUCCUGGAUGCGUUGGAAUUGACGCAUUUGUUUUUACCGAUCCGUAUCUCAAGACGGAAUCAGGAUAUCUAUGGGGAGAAGGCCAGCCAGAUGAAGCAUACGACAGUGAUUAUGGUUAUCAAUCCUGUAUUGUUUUGAGAUAUUCCGGAGUUGUUGAUGAUUCAUGGUGUGACAACCCCAACUUUGGGUAUCUUUGUGGUAAAUUGGCUGAAUGA